This is a messenger RNA of Moneuplotes crassus, 3049 nucleotides long. The record is from the annotation of a GenBank genome assembly. NCBI's taxonomy places the organism in Eukaryota, Ciliophora, Spirotrichea, Euplotida, Euplotidae.
CAAACUCAAAUGGAAAUAGAGGACCGCAAGCACCCUGACAACAUAGAUGAGGUUGCGAAAGUAAAGGAGCUAGACCCGUUUAGAGAGAAUUAUAAGUACACUCCACUUUCUUUGGUCAAUCCAGACCACUUUAAUACUGCAAAUGAGGACUACAUAAUGAAGGAGCAUAUUGGAAAUGCUGAUGAUAAAUGGCACGAGUUCAACCAGGCGGCUAAUGAUGUUCCUAUUGAUGAAAAUAGUCUUAUCGGCUAUGGAAUACACAAAAGAAGGCCAAAGCUUCUUAUCUGUAUUACCAUGUACAAUGAGCCACCAAAGCAAAUGGUAGAAUCCCUCGCUGGAAUCUACCGUGCAUACUAUGAAUUGAUUGAACUUGAUCCGACUUUCCUGAACAGGGUACAAGUUGUAAUUGUGUCUGAUGGUUAUGGACCAUUGAUGGAAAACCCAGAACACUUGGAGUGCUACGAAAGAGCUAAUAUCCACGAUAUAAAGAAGCUAAAUGCUAAAAAUUAUACAAAGAUUGACCACAACACCAAUAAUCCAAAGACAAAAUUCCAAAAUCUUCUCUUUAUCGAUACUGAGAACAUGGUUAGUAGAAAAGUCCCAGAGGAAGAUCAAGAAGAUGAUGAAGAAGAAGAUUCUGAAUAUGACAGUGAUCUGGAUGAAGAUCGCCAAGCUAAAAAGUACAGAGAUAUCCGAGCCUAUGGUGCUAACAAUAUUGGCCAUUGUUUCUCAAGAGUCAUGAGCUUCAUGGAAUGGGAAGAGGCAUUGCCGCAAAGCCAAAGAGACUUUUUGAUGAUAGAUCAAUACGAAGUUUAUGACUUCUUGGUUGGGAAUGAUGAGCAAGGUAAAGUAAAAGAGCAGAAGUAUGAUCAUUUCAGUCUCCCUAUUCAUUUUAUUAUUAAGCAUAACAAUCAAGGUAAAAUUGAGAGUCACAAGUGGUUCUUCAAAGGUUUCUGUAGAAUGAUGGAUCCUGUAUAUGCACAGAUUAUCGAUUGUGGAUCUAUCCCUCUCUGGAACUCUAUCUCGAAGAUCAUCAUGCACAUGGAAACCUUCCCUGAUGUAGGAGGAGCAUGUGGUGAAAUUGAAUGUAUUCUAGCAGAAAAGAAAGAAGAUGGAAUCGAGCCUGUCACUUUUGUAGAAAGUGUCCUCUUACGUGCCCAAUAUGUAGAGUAUAAGGUCUCUCAUUAUAUGGACAAGGCUACAGAGUCAUUGUUUGGAUUUGUCUCUGUACUUCCAGGAGCAUUUUCUACUUUCCGCUGGGAGUGCAUCAAUGGAAAACCUCUUUCAGAAUUUCUGAAAGGAUGCAAAGAUGAAUUUGGUGAUGUGACAAAUAUCAUGUCUUGUGAUACUGCAAAUAAAUACCUAGCUGAGGAUCGUAUCAUGUGUUUAGAGAUUAUUGCUAAAGCCAAUGCAUCAUUUAUUAUCCAUUAUAUUCCUGGUGCUAAAUGCUUGACAGAUCCUCCUCUCUCUCUGACUCAAUUGGUGAAACAAAGAAGAAGAUGGUUUAAUGGUUCAAUGUUCGCUACCUUCCAUGUUAUGAAGUCAAUGUACAGAAUAUGGGCGAGGAACUGGACUUCUUUCGUCAGAAAUGUUUUCUACAUGAUCCUGUAUGCAUACAUGCUCUUACUUCUUGCUUUGUCAUUUAUUAUUGUUGGGUUAUUUUAUUCUGCUUUCAGUGUAUUUGUUAGAGCUGUUUUGCCAGCAGACGACUGCCUCAAUGUAACCUCUCUCUCAAAUAUUCUUGAGAAUAUCUAUUUAAUUUUCUUGUUCUUUUGUCUAAUGCUCUCAACUACAGUGCAAGUGAACUAUGCAGAAACUGGCUUCAGAUUGUGUUCAUUGGUCAUGGGAGCUUUUACGAUAUUAAUGGUUGUAUGUUCAGUUUUCUUUGCUCUUGAUAGCGAACAAAACCAAAUUGCUGUAGCAUUAUUAGGAAUCUUUUUCGCUUCCUUCCUUAUCCCACUUAUUCUGAAUCUGAAUCAUCUUAAAGUUGCUGAUUUCUUGAAGGGAGCAGUAUAUGCUGUCUAUUUAAGUCCAACCUAUUCAAAUAUUUUCACAAUUUUUGCUAUUGCAAAUAUUCAUGAUGUGUCUUGGGGAUCAAGACCAGGAGGGACAAACACAGACAAAAAUAAACAAGCAAGAUUAAGACAAGCAGCUGCUAAAAAGGAUGAGAUGUACAAAAACUAUAGAGCAAAUUUCUUAGUUGUGUGGCUUCUAGUCAAUGCAGCUGUCGGGGCAACUGUUACAAACCUAUCAAGAAAUGAUAAUGAUAGUUUCCUCCUUGGACUUGGAUUCUUUUUGUCUUCAAUUGUUGUUAUCAAGCUUAUUCUAUCCACUAUUCACAAAGUUGUAUCGUGGGUUCACCAUCUCAGAGUGUUAUGCCACAUCAGAUAUUUGCCUGUGAGAUUAGAAAAAUCCUUACAUCAUGCAGCCAGAACCAAGAAAAAUUCUGAAGAUUCCACAUUUGAUCCAUUUAAGAAGAAAAACGUUCAUGAUGCAGUUUUAGAAGAGAACCAGCAGAGACAAACUACUAAUCUGUUGAAAACACUACUGAUCGGUGUCAGGAAUACCACUUCACCAGCUAACCAACAAAACGAAAUUUCUAGAUUACAGAGACAAUUGAUUAAGUCUAGGGGUCAAGAUUUUGCUCCUCUCCUAAAGAGAGCUACUAAGACAUUAAAGUUAGACACCGGUAGAAAGAAUUACAAUGCUGUGCCAUCAGAAGAAGAGAAACAUAGCCCAAAGAGUGCCAAGAAUCCGAAGCUAAAGAGAGAUAAGAGUGCUGACUCUAAGGGAGCAAAGGAAAGAAGAAACAGCAGCCCUGGAUUUGAAGAUGAAGAUGAAGAAUCAAGUAUAGAAGAGUCUGUGGACACUUCCAGAGGAAAUGCCGUCGUUCUUCCAGCUAAUGAAGAAGGAGAUGAUUCUGAUACUGGAAUUAACAGGAAUCCUACUAAGAUAGACAGAAAGCCUAUUGAAGACUCAGAUGAAAGCAGCGAAGGAGAAGACGAAUCAGACGGAGGUUAUUAAUUUUAAGUUGAUCAAUCUGAAGCCA